UUAUUUGCAUGCAUUUUGGAAGAAAUGGCCGAUCAAGGUUGUGGUAGUAGUGGUGGUAUGAGAGAAUACAGAAAAGGGAACUGGUCAGUGGCGGAGACCAUGGUAUUGAUAGAGGCAAAACAGAUGGAUGAUGAGAGGAGAAUGAAGAGAAGUAGUGGUCAUGGUGAUCAUCAUCAAAGUAGUGAAGGAAGAAGCAACAAACCAGCUGAGCUGAGAUGGAAAUGGGUUGAAGAUUACUGUUGGAGAAAAGGGUGUUUGAGGAGUCAAAACCAAUGCAAUGACAAGUGGGAUAAUCUCAUGAGAGACUACAAGAAAGUGAGAGAUUAUGAAAGAAAAGUUGCAGAAUCUCAAAAAGGAGAUGGAGAACCACGACCUCAACAACAACAUCUACAACAAUCUUAUUGGAAGAUGGAGAAGAAUCAGAGAAAAGAAAAGAAUUUGCCAAGCAACAUGUUGUUUCAGAUAUAUGAAGCACUAGUGGAGGUGGUGGAGAAGAAAGGAUCAGGUCAAAGAGUAAUGUUAAGUGGGUCACCUUCAUAUCAUGUGGUGGAGAGGCCUCUUACUGUACUUCAUCACCAUUCUUUGCCCCCUCUCUUGCAACACCACCAACAACAAAUUUCAUCUCCAUCUCCUGUUCCUAUUUUACCCCUACCUCUUCCGCCGCCGCUGCCGCCGCCUCCUCCACAACAUCCAGCUAAUCAACCACCACAAUCUCAUCACUCAGAUUCCGAUACAAGUGAGUAUUCAGACUCACCUGCAAAAAGGAGGAGGAGAAAUGGAGGAGAGGGAACAAGUACUGCAAGUGGAAGCGCUUCUCAUGAAGUGGGCACAGCUAUUUCCAAAAGUGCUUCCAUUAUAGCAGAAGCGCUUCAGGCCUGUGAAGAGAGGGAGGAGAGAAGACACAAAGAUCUUGUAAGUCUCCAAGAGAGAAGACUCAGGAUUGAAGAAUCAAAGUCUGAGAUUAACAAGGAAGGGAUUAAUGGCCUUGUUGAUGCCAUUAACAAGCUUGCUAAUUCCAUUCUUGCUUUGGCUUCCAACAAGAACCAGCAAUCUUCUUCUUCAUCACCUCCAAAAUAAUCACCAUUUUCUUCAUCUUCAAGUAAUUAUUAGCAAACAUUAUCUAUUCAAUCUCUUAAGAUAGUUUCAGUCAGAGAGAGAGGGCUUAAUCCCAUUUUAUUGUACAUACAUUAUU
Pistacia vera is the source of this 1192-nucleotide messenger RNA. RefSeq lists its product as uncharacterized. Bases 25 to 1077 code for a protein of 350 amino acids. The transcript has a single exon. The record is from RefSeq and is a predicted model, not a curated record. NCBI's taxonomy places the organism in Eukaryota, Viridiplantae, Streptophyta, Magnoliopsida, Sapindales, Anacardiaceae.